This is a messenger RNA of Mangifera indica (mango), 802 nucleotides long. Its product is annotated as NPC intracellular cholesterol transporter 1-like. Bases 92 to 487 code for a protein of 131 amino acids. Gene Ontology annotation, cellular component: membrane. NCBI's taxonomy places the organism in Eukaryota, Viridiplantae, Streptophyta, Magnoliopsida, Sapindales, Anacardiaceae. The record is from RefSeq and is a predicted model, not a curated record. The transcript is spliced from 6 exons.
UAUUUUGGAUUGGAGUUGUGAGCUCACUAGUCAAGCAAUAGUAAGCUCAAAUUCAGUUCGAGAGCCAAUUUUGAACUGCUUGAGCUCGACAAUGAUCAAACUUGACUCGUUUGCAGCCCUAAUACCUUCUCAUUUUAAUUCUUGCUUUCAGUUUGCCAUUUUGUUAAUAUUGGUUCUCAGAGCAUUUCUUUUGCAGGUAAGCAGUGGAGACAAAAACCAGCGUAUGAAAGAGGCUCUUGCUACAAUGGGAGCUUCUGUCUUCAGCGGAAUCAUGCUAACAAAGCUAGUUGGAGUAAUUGUUCUUUGCUUCUCAAGGACAGAAGUCUUUGUGGUUUAUUUCUUUCAAAUGUACUUGGCACUGGUACUGCUUGGUUUCUUGCACGGGCUUGUAUUUUUACCUGUUGUAUUAAGCGUGUUCGGUCCGCCUUCAAGAUGUGUACUUGUGGAGAAGCAAGAAGACAGACCAUCAAUUUCUGCACAGCAAUAAGCAAUCAUCUGUUUGGUACAUCAGAUGAGAUCGAACCGUCCAGGUGUCACCUCUAAAAGCUUGGCCUCACAUUGAGACGAGAUGCUAUCUUCUGACCCAGUGAUUUGUCCGCCUGUGAUCAUAUCAGAUCUCAUGUGUGACACGUUUGUCCGAUAAAGCAUCAACCCAUCGGCAAAUGAACCGCUCUUGCCUGAAAAUGAUUAGAUGAAAACAAAAAUAUGUUCAAAUUGUACUAUUAUAUGUGGUGGAUUCAAUCUAAGUCUGGAGUUGACUCAAACUCUAUUCAAACUUAUAAAGGCCAAUUUGUAAAUUUGA